UUUCGAUGAGUAUGUCACAGCACUUUCAUCAUGAGCAGCGACCGCGAGCAGACACUGCAGACACUCUGUCGACUGGACAAGUCCAUCGCAGAGUUAGAGAGGGUCCGAGACAGAAUCUUGACCAAGAAGGAUGCAUACCCAGACAACAGCGACAAAGCUCUGCGGCAAACCAAGCAGCUCAACGUCGUAGUGUCCGACCUCCGCGCGCUUCAAGCCGAGAAGGCCGCGGCAUUCAAAGCCGACGUCUUUGUCGACGAACAGGUACCGUAUAUGGCAGCCUUUCACGGCAAUCUGUCUGCUCUCCAGAUGUUUGUGUCGUCCAUGAGUCCAGUCACGAGUCACUACCUCGAGCACUCGGAUCGUAUUACCGGCAACACCCCGCUGAUGGCCGCAUGUGCGCGGGGACACGUCGACUGCGCCAAGAUCCUAGUGGCCGUCGGCGCCGACGUGGACGCGCGCAACCUCCGCGGCUCCACACCCCUCCAUUGCGCCUGCGAGAACGGCCAGGUCGAGGUCGUCGCGUUUCUUCUGGACGUGCCGUACCUGAGUCCGUACUCCGUCGACCGCCGCAACCAGUCGGCCCUUCAGGUGGCGCGGAAUGCAUGUCUGGACAACGACGCAUGGGCUCGCUUCAAGGAAUGCGCGAGGCUUCUGGAAGAGCGCUGCUGCAUCUUUCGCGGAUGGGUGUACGAAAGCUCCAGCCCCGUCGGUAUGUCCAAGCUCUUUGGGUCAUCUCCUUGGAAAUUGCGCUACGCCAUCGUACUGCGGACAGCGCCGUCGUCGUCGCAUGUCGAGAUCGGGCUUUUCAACGCCAAAGUGCACGCGCGGUGUCCCCCCGUGCCCACAUCCAUCUUGGUGUAUGCAUUGGGCGCCCCGUGCCACCGCAGCGCGGGCCGGCACCGACGCCAUUCCAAAGAGUUUUCGUUUACGUUUCCAGCCAAGCGGGAUGGUUUCGGGGUGGCGUCCGUGGAAUUUGCCGCCGCCAGCGCCGACGGGUUCACGGCAUGGAUGAACUUUUUCGACGUGUAUUCGACGUUGGCGACGCUUGACGACGCGUUGCUGGUUCGCGACGAGGAUGUCACUAAUUCGGACACUGGCGAUGUCACACAUGAAGAAGAACCUUCUAAGACAACCGCGGCGUGGGGGCCACCGCCGUCGCACCACCAUGCCCCACCGUCCCCGUCGGCGCCGAAAUUGGUCGACGAGUCGCUAGAGGCGUCGAGUCCGCCGGCCGAUGCGCCGUCCGCUCCGUCCGUCGCUCUGUCUCCGUCUGCCCAGGUGGCAUUCGAAGUCGGGCACGGCGGGUUUGCUGGGCUGGACGAAGGAGGCAAGAAGAACACGAGCAAAAAACUGACCAUCGACCCCCCUGACCACCCCCCAUCCCACCAUCUGCAAAACGUCGUCGCAGCCCCUCCCCCCCCCCCAACCACCACCACCACCUCCAAAGAAGAAGAAGAAAAAGAAGCGCGGCGGGUGUGCAUCUUGUGCUGCGACGGACCUCAGAACGCCGUGUGCGUGCCGUGUGGCCACAAUGCCAUAUGCAUGCAAUGCGCCGAGAACGUUCUUGGCUCCACGUGCCCCGUGUGCCGCCAGCACAUUCGCGAACUGGUCCGGAUUUACAAAGGGUAACAAUGUACGAGUCGUCAAAUAUCCAUAUACCACGUAGUGUGGUCGAAUCGAUGCGAUACUGGAGCCGUCGGCAGAAUCAAAUGGCUAUAAUAUUAACUCGUUA
This is a messenger RNA of Aphanomyces astaci, 1732 nucleotides long. RefSeq lists its product as hypothetical. Lineage: Eukaryota; Oomycota; Saprolegniomycetes; Saprolegniales; Verrucalvaceae. The record is from RefSeq and is a predicted model, not a curated record. Gene Ontology annotation, molecular function: protein binding. The transcript is spliced from 6 exons. Bases 31 to 1629 code for a protein of 532 amino acids.